AUGCCAAUAUCAGAACCAGAAUUAAAACGAGUAUGUCACAUAUUAGAAGAGACGAAUAGAUGAAUACUAACUGUUUAUUAGUAUAUGAAUAAAAAAAUAGCUAUACAGUUAAAUGGUACACGAGAAGUCAUUGGUAUAUUAUCAGGAUUUGAUGUAUGUAUAACCCACACGCCAAAUUAACAAAAUAAAUACUAACAUUAUCACAGAUGUUUUUAAAUUUGACAUUAGUUGAAGCAUUAGAAGUAACUCAAAAAGAGAAAUUAAGUAUCGGUACAAUAGUAAGUAACACCCAUACAUUGUUAUCAAUUCGGUAUUAACUUUAUUUAGAUCAUCAGAGGUAAUUCAAUAAUUUCAAUUGAAGCAUUAGAUAAGUUAUAG
Messenger RNA from Insectozyma verbasci, 378 nucleotides. NCBI's taxonomy places the organism in Eukaryota, Fungi, Ascomycota, Pichiomycetes, Serinales, Debaryomycetaceae. The record is from the annotation of a GenBank genome assembly.